CUCGUCAACUGUCUAAACAUUAUCAACUCGCCACGGCUGACAGGUUUCACGAAAAACAGUUGUAGCCCAUGACUUGACAGGUAAUUUGCUUCAGAAAUUGUGCCCCUGAAGAUGUCGUACCCACAAAAUCCUCCUUACCCGCAAAAUCCCCAGUACCCCCCAGGUGAAGGUUAUCACCAGGGUCAGGGCCAGCCUAUCACCAUGCAGCCAAUCCAGCCUUAUCAGCCAGGCAUGCCAGCUGGACCAGGUGGCCCUAUGGGUCCAGGGUGGAUGGCUAUGCCACAUGCCCCUCCCCCGAACUGCCCUCCGGGUCUGGAAUACCUUAGUCAGAUAGACCAACUGCUGGUCAAACAGAAAAUGGAAAUUCUUGAAGCUUUUUCUGGAUUUGAAACCAAUAACAAAUAUGAAAUCCUGAACUCCAUUGGACAAAGGGUUUAUUAUGCAGCAGAAGAAACAAACUUUUGUGUUCGUAAUUGCUGUGGCGCUCGUCGUCCUUUCCACAUGCGUAUCAUGGACAACACCUGUCAACAGGUGAUCCGUCUGAACCGAGCGUUCAGGUGUGAAUCCUGCUUCUGCUUCUGCUGUCUACAGAAAGUAGAAGUGGAGGCACCCCCUGGUAACAUAGUGGGCUAUAUCCGUCAACAGUGCAGUCCGUGUUACCCACGAUUCACCAUUAGGAACGCACAGGACGAGACGGUUCUGAAGAUCUCGGGCCCAUGCUGUACUUGGAGCAUGUGCGGAGACGUGGAAUUUGACGUGUUGACAGGGGAUGGCAGUAGUCGUGUGGGCAGAAUAACCAAGCAGUGGUCAGGGCUGGGCAAGGAGUACUUCACCGAUGCAGACAACUUUGGUAUUUCCUUCCCCAUGGACCUGGACGUUAACAUGAAGGCAGUCAUGCUGGGAGCUGUGUUCUUAAUCGAUUUCAUGUUCUUUGAAGUAGGCCCAAAAUCCAAGAAGAAGAUCAAACAUUAAUGGUAAGAACCAAAUGUGUAAUGCUUUUAUGUUGUUGCCGAUGUUUAUUUUAUAAACCCCGUGUUUUCAUAUACACCCACCCAUGUUUUUAUAAACCCCGUGUUUUCAUAUACACCCACCCAUGUUUUUAUAAAACCCAUGUUUUUAUAUUCACCCACCCACAUUUUUAUAAAACCCAUGUUUUUAUAUCCACCUAUGUUUUUAUACCCACCAUAUCAACAUGUAUUCUGGUGAAACAUCUUGUGUCAACUACUUGUUAAUUCAGUGAGGCAGCGCUGUAAUGUGUCAGCAUUGUUAAAAUAAAACACUGCAGAGAUUCACAGAAGUAAUGUGGAAAGUGACAUUUACCCCAAACAAGGAAGCAGCUAUAUCUAAAAUGAUGAGAUCUCGCUGACAGCUUUUAAAGGAUACCU
This is a messenger RNA of Liolophura sinensis, 1385 nucleotides long. Its product is annotated as phospholipid scramblase 1-like. Gene Ontology annotation, cellular component: plasma membrane. NCBI's taxonomy places the organism in Eukaryota, Metazoa, Mollusca, Polyplacophora, Chitonida, Chitonidae. The transcript has 8 exons. The record is from RefSeq and is a predicted model, not a curated record. Gene Ontology annotation, molecular function: phospholipid scramblase activity. Gene Ontology annotation, biological process: plasma membrane phospholipid scrambling. The coding region runs from base 112 to 972 and encodes 286 amino acids.